AUGAUUGUUGCGCACUUUACUGCUCUGCUAGCAGUUACUUUUGGUGUUUUUGGAGCGGUGGAGCUCAACAGAUUCGAAAGCGUCAGCGCAUGUACACCGAUAUCCGUUGACUGGAGGGGCGGGGAAUCUGGAUCAGAGCUUUCUAUAGAUCUCUACGAAGCAGGCGACGGUUCUGAUAUCAGUUGGUAUUCGCGUGUAGCUACUCAAAUCGCGGCAGACACGAAACAUUACGAUUGGAAUCCUUCUCAAUCAACCACUGUAAACCUUAAUGGCAAGUAUUUUGUCUACAAAUUCGCUCAAAAUGACGAACCAGAUGUCUACUCGAACCAAUUCGAAUACUCACGCUGCAGAAGCGGAAAUCAUAGACAUGGGUAUAAUGGUAAAGCUGCAAUUGCGGGUGGCAUAUUUGGUGGUUUGGCAGCGAUCGCUGUGCUUAUAGUGAUUGGGACGGUGGUGCUCAAUCGUCGCCAUGCCCGUCACGAGAGGAAGGCUAACAGGGAUCUCGAAAUGAGGCCAAUAAUGCAGCGUUCUGAUACGAAUAUUACUGGUAUGCCUCCAGUGUACCAUCCGCGCAGCAAUACGACGUCGUUCAAUUCGUCCACCUCUCCGCCACCAUAUUCGGCGAUAUACGAGAAUCUGAACAGCGACAGCGAAUCUCGAGUAUCACAGCCUUCCAAACCACUGUUAGGCGCUGAGACUGCUACAAAAUUCGAAACUCACCUUAUGAAUGCUUCGCCGUAUGUGUUGGUGGUGGGGAUUCCAGCGAUGCCAGUGUCCUCCUUGGCAUCAGUGAUUACCAGGUUCAUGUAUCCAUCCAAGCACUGCAAGACUCCGGUGUACAAGAGCCCGGAAUUGAGCUUGACGAUGACAUUCUUCCCAACGAUCGCCUUCAAAAAGGCAGAAGGAGACUGUGUUUGGUUGAUAUCGCUCUGUACGACUGAGGACAUGUACGCUGAUGAGAGUUGGAAGUUCUACUCGGAUAUUAUCCUCUCAAAGAGAGGCCCUCUUGCUCGUAUCUGGAUUGCCGCACAUAUCGAGAAGAAGCUGUCGAAGAAGGAGGCAAUAAAUACAGACAUUGGGGAGUCUGUUGAUGUCAUCCUCAACCCACAGGCAGUCGAGCCAAUGGCUCUUAGAAUGUCCGGACAGCUCCUCCUCGGCGUUACGCGUAUUCAUUCGCGUAAAUCUAAAUAUCUCCUCGAAGACGUCAACGACACCCUUAGCAGCCUUCGUAGAGCCUUCCUCCCCGGUCCUGGCGCGAUUGAUCUUUCCGAUCAACAAUUGCUCGCUCCGCAGAACGCAAUCACUCUCGAAGAAGGCCCUACUAUUGAGGACGGCGCUAUUGACUUUGAACAGUUCCAUCAACCUAUCUCAAUGGCGCUUGAUCCGUUUUUCAGCAUUAAUGAUAUGAAUACGUCUGUAUCCGGUAUCAGUACUGCUGAAUUUGGAGACGAUCUCUCAGUCGAAGCUGGUAGACGUGAAGGCAGUGUAUCUCGUUCUGACAGGCUGUCCAUCCUCGGCUCAGAAUUCAAUGAGCAAGGCAGAGCCGAUAAAGGGAGGCAAAGCGGUGGCACAGCAGGUGCAGUAGAUGACUGGGGUAUGCCUAUUGAUGAUGUAGGUGAUGGGUUUGGUGAUUUCGGCAUGGAUCAUGUCUCUCCUGCCGGUGACGGUGCCAGAGACAUGGACCUAGGUGGUGGAUUCGAAGGUGGUUUGGAUCUUGGUUUCAACUUGGAUGACCCUCUAGCACCUGCUGUCUCGCUAGACGAACGCGCAUCCUCACCACUCUCAAGUCCUCCGCCAGGCGAGUCACAGCUCAACAUGGAUGAAUCAACGCUCGACGCCGUCGAACAGCAGGCUCAGAGACAGGCCAAGAGAGGCACCGGUCGAAAGAGACAUAUUGUCGACUCACGCAUUGAGUUGAGUCGCAGAGGUGCUUCUCAAAACCAGCAGAGAGCAGACGAAGAUAUUGCAAAGACUUUACAGGAUGAGUCUUAUUUGCAGCCGACCCGCUACUAUCAGGAGCGUCUCGACAUACUUCAAGAUCCCCUCAGUCACUUUAUCAACGUCAAUGCAAGCCAAGGCAAGCAAUUUUUGAGGGUAGCACCACCAAACAUACUCAACGAAUCUCUCAACUCCCUCUAUGAUGUUCCUGUUGGCUGCUUGAGGAGACAAAGGGAUGACGAUGAGGACGGUCCAAGCAAGCGGAUGAGAGAAGACGCUGAAGUUGGUAGACACGAGUCUAUACCACCCCAAGGCUUAGACGAAGAUGGAUGGAAUCUGUCUGGUUUGGAUGUAGGUCCAGGCGAUACCAGUGGUUGGGAAGGCAACCCAAACGAGGACACUUUCCAGCUCGAAGAGGGACAAGGUUUGUUUGAUCAAGAUGACGUCAACCAGCCUCUCGCCAACCAAGACUGGCAGAGUUCUCGUACAGGCUCUGUCAGCGGUGAUAGUCAUGGUAAAGCUCCAUCUAGAAUGUCUACGCCGAGCCUCGACACUCCGUCAGCCUCCCAGUACGAGGCAAAGGAAGGUGAGGCCCCGAUCGCUAUGUUCGGGCGGAAGCAGACGAAGCAGGACACGAAGCAUCUCACAAAGGACGGCUACUCAAGAACUACCGUGAAGGCUAGAGAAUUUUUGAAAGCCAGACUUUCCGACACUCGACCUGAUAACUUUGUCAGCUUCAAAGAGGUCUCGGACAAGGCAAACAAGAGAGCUGCCUCUGCCUUCUUCUUCGAGAUGCUUGUCUUGGGCAACCGUCAGCAGGUCGGUCUCAAGCAGGACUCGCCUUUUAGCGAUAUACAAGUCGCUGCAAGAGAUAAGCUAUUGGCAUAA
This is a messenger RNA of Wallemia ichthyophaga EXF-994, 2826 nucleotides long. Its product is annotated as Double-strand-break repair protein rad21-like protein. The coding region runs from base 1 to 2826 and encodes 941 amino acids. The transcript has 8 exons. The record is from RefSeq and is a predicted model, not a curated record. Gene Ontology annotation, molecular function: chromatin binding; protein binding. Gene Ontology annotation, cellular component: synaptonemal complex; cohesin complex. Lineage: Eukaryota; Fungi; Basidiomycota; Wallemiomycetes; Wallemiales; Wallemiaceae. Gene Ontology annotation, biological process: synaptonemal complex assembly; replication-born double-strand break repair via sister chromatid exchange; mitotic sister chromatid cohesion.